Messenger RNA from Rubroshorea leprosula, 4518 nucleotides. The record is from the annotation of a GenBank genome assembly. NCBI's taxonomy places the organism in Eukaryota, Viridiplantae, Streptophyta, Magnoliopsida, Malvales, Dipterocarpaceae.
ACCUAAUUAAUUAUACUCUUACUCCAUUGCUUGCUGGUAAGACACCAUAUGAACUUCUCUUUGGUAAGUCACCCACCUAUUCUCAUCUUAAGGUAUUUGGUUGCCUUUGCUAUGCUUGCCAAUCACCAUUGCCUAGUGACAAAUUUUCCUCUUGGUCUACCAAGUGUGUUUUCCUUGGCUACCCUCACGGAUGAAGGGAACCGUCCUAUUAAUGAAAAGGCUUCGGUAGCCAGUCCUUCACCAUCAUACUAUGAUGAGGAUAUUGAGACCAUUCCAAAUACAAAUUUGGAUAGCCACUUGAAGAGAACAUCCAUGCAAAAUGCAAAAUCAAGUGAUGAUGAUACAAGUAAUGGAGGCAUACAAGCCGUUGAUCAUGCACCAAAUGUUCCAGCCACUAAUGGUACAACUUCUCCAAAUGCAAAUGAAUUGCACUCCAGCAAGGAUGCCACUAAUUCAGGCAUAGAUACCACAUUGACUUGCUCCGACAAUCGAAAGCUUGAUGAUGUGCACAAGCCUCAUUUUGAGUCAAUAUUUGAUAGAGCCCAUAAAGCAGAUGAAACUAUCCAACACAGAUCGAAUGAACAUUAUGGGGCAAAAGACAGUGAUAUCACAAAUACUACUAAUUCUCACCAAGAAACAACAAGACCCCAACGUGAGAAAAAGAAGCCAUCCUAUCUAACAGACUAUAUUUUAAAUGGAGUUCAAGUGCAAAAAUCAUCAAGAGUCCUUGGUCUAUCUGUAAAUAACCUCAAAUCCAAAAUCCUUUCUUCUCCAAAUGUCAGCUUGGAUUCUGGUAACUCAGUGUGCUAGGUAGCCUCGAUUAUUGCUGACUUAAGCAUCGGAGUGUCUACCCCGAGGACCCACCUCGGGGCUUUCCAGGUCAAUCCGGAGUGCAGACGUGGACUGAAGAAGGACAUCUGGUUUGGUGCAGUUACACUUGGUGCCGUCCCCAACAACCUUCCACCUCAUCUCCCACCUCCAAUCCCGAAUACAUUCCCUCAUGUUGACCAUGCGGAAGGAGGAGAUGAAAAUCAACCACACAAUUCGGCUCACAAUUCAGCCUCUACUGCCAACCAAGACGUAGUUACAGCUCAGCUCGCUGCCAUGCAACAACAGUUUGGUGUCUUUCAGCUAGUGCUGGCUCAACUAUUAGCUCGGAACAAUCCUGGUGAUCCACUCAUCAACCUACUCAAUCCUGCUCCACAACAAAAUCCUGAACCAGUUCAGCAUGCUCCUAUUAUUAGUGAAUCUCAGGGCCAAUCUCACAUCGCACCACGAGGUGCCCCACCUCCACACCCUGCUGCUGACUCCGUACCCCACCCUCUGAACACCAACAUUACACUGGAACCCUAUCCCACUGGCUUUAGGAUACCACAACUUGAAACUUAUGAUGGGACGAAGGACCCUGAUGAUCAUCUACAUGCUUUCUACUCUUGCAUGCAAGCAAAGAAAGCCUCUGAUGCGUUGAUGUGCAAAAUCUUUCCCUCUACCCUCCGAGGUAAUGCUCGAACCUGUUACUACAGUCUACCUCCGAGGUCAAUAAGCUCUUACACAGAAAUGGCAUCUGCUUUUGCCACAAAGUUUUUCAGUAGAAGGUUGAUCAGGAAAACCACUUUUGAGCUGAUGCGAGUUAGGCAGAGGGACAGAGAGUCUUUGAAGAAUUUUAUGAGUAGAUUCAAUGAUGGAGUACUGGAGGUUAGCUCUUUCGACCAGGCUGUGAGAAUUAAAGCUAAACUAGCCCCCUCUAAGAACCAAAACCCAGACUGGAGAGAUGAUAAUCCAAGCAGGAAGCCAAUGAGGAUAGCACAGAACCGAGGUCCAAUGUUGACCCCCGUACCAAGAUUCGGAAGGCGGAACUCCACACUCCCACAACAGUCUGAAGAUCACGGUCAUACAACAGAGCAAUGCAACAGCUUGAGGUCUAAACUGGAAAGUCUUGCCCAGAAGGGACUGUUGAAUGAGUACAUUCAGAGAGCUGAACAGCCAUGGAGUGCACCAGACAUCAUGUACUUCCAUUGUUUUGAGAGUCUUGGGUUGGAUCCAGCUUUGUUGCAGCGGUAUGAUGGUCCCAUCUACGGAUUCAACAACCAACCAGUCCUAGUUGAAGGAGUCCUCACCAUGAAUGUUGCAUUUGGAAGUGGCCGAAGUUAUGUGAACCUUUCAGUUAGAGCUGCUUCAGUUGAAGAUGUGAAAGAGGUACAGAUUGAUGACAGAGAUCCAACCAGGAAAACACAGAUAGGAACUCGGUUGAGCCUCGAUGAGAGAACAGAGCUAAUAGCCUUUCUCCGAGCUAACAAAGAUGUUUUUGCAUGGACCUCAGCAAAUAUGCCGGGAAUUCCCACUUCGCGGAUGUGCAUCGAUUACACUAACCUCAACCAAGCAUGCCCAAAAGACUGUUACCCAAUGCCAAACAUUGACAAGCUAGUGGAGGCAGCUUCUGGAAACGAGAGAUUAAGUCUCAUGGACGCAUACUCUGGCUACCACCAGAUUCCAAUGGCUCCUUACGAUGAAGAAAAAAUCUCGUUCUAUGCCGGCGAUGAAAUCUAUUGUUAUGUGAUGAUGCCCUUCGGCCUGAAGAACACAGGUACCACUUACCAGAGGAUGGUUACCAUUAUAUUCCGAGCUCAAAUAGGUAGGAAUUUGGAAGUAUAUGUUGAUGAUAUCGUGGUGAAAAGUUUAAAAGCUGGAGAUCACUUAACCGACCUUGAGGAGACAUUCAACAACCUUAGAAAGAACAGAAUAAGGCUGAAUCCAGCAAAGUGCAUCUUUGGCGUGGAGUCUGAAAAAUUUCUAGGCUUCAUGGUGUCCAGAAGGGGGAUUGAGGUUAACCCGGAGAAGAUCAAAGCAGUAGCCGAGAUGGAACUACCGAAGUCAGUGAAAGAUAUACAGAGGUUGACUGGAAGAGUGGCAGCUCUUCAUCGGUUCAUAUUGAAGUCAGCAGAUAAAUGCCUGCCAUUUUUCAAGAUUAUGAGGUCAGCCGCCCAGAAGGAUGAAUCGGGAAUUUCAGAUGAAGCCAUUAGCUCGGUCCUGGUGAGAGAGGAAGCCAAACAGCAUAAGCCUAUUUAUUACAUCAGUAGUGUGCUGCAUGGUGCAGAGCUGAGGUAUCCCAUUGCUGAGAAAACAACUUUAGUAGUUGUCACUGCGGCCAAGAAGUUGAGGCCAUAUUUCCAAUCACACCCGAUCAUUAUCCUUACAGACCAACCUCUUCGACAGAUUCUACAAAAGCCAGAGUGCUUUGGAAGAUUAAUUAAAUGGGCAGUGGAACUGGGGGAAUUUGAGAUAACAUUUCAGCAGAGAUCGGCAAUCCGAGCUCAGGCGCUGGCAGAUUUUAUUGUAGAAUGCACUCCAUGUCAUUCAAUCUCUAGUCUGGAACCCAAUGGCUGGACCUUAUAUGUUGAUGGGGCAUUUAGUAGCAAAGAUGCACCAAGCUUCAUGAAGUCGCGGGUGAUGGAGAUCAGCACAGACCUAGAUACACCGAGCUGGACUGACUCAAUCAUCUCCUUUUUACGAGACUGGAGAUCUUUCUCACUCCCUCUUCUACGGUGCUUGAAUCCCUAUGAAGUGGAAUACGCACUUAGGGAGGUGCAUGAAGGUGUCUGCGGAAGUCAUGUAGGUGCUCAAACUUUGGCUCAUAAAGUCCUUAGACAAGGUCCAUUUAUGAAGGGGGUAGGAGGUGUAACCCAUCUCAUCGUUGCUGUGGAUUAUUUCACAAAAUGGGUUGAAGCUUGGGCACUAUCUAGUUUUACCUCCAAGAAGUUCACCUUGGUUUACCAUCUAGAGUCCAAUGGCAUGGUCGAAUCUGUUAACAAAUGCAUUUUAGAAGGUAUAAAGCUGAGAUUGGAACAGCAUAAGGCCAAAUGGGCAGAUGAGCUCAACAACGUCCUCUGGGCAUAUAGAAUCACGAGCCGAACUGCCACAGGUGAAACACCCUAUCAUUUGGCCUUUGGUACCGAAGCAGUCAUUCCUAUCGAGAUAGGAGUCCCAAGCUUCAAGGUCACCCAUUUUGAUGAAGGACGAAAUGGAAAACUACUUUGGGAGAACCUUGAUCUGCUUGAUGAAGUUAGAGAAGAAGCACGACUUCGAACUCUAGUCUACAAGAAAGCUGGUCUAACGGGGUUCGAAACUCGACUCGGAAAGUUAGCACCAAACUGGGAAGGCCUCUACACUGUAGUCGAAGUGCCACACCCAGGUGCUUAUAUCCUACGGGACACUGAAGGCAAAAGGGUUCCUAGGGUCUGGAAUGUCAAUAACUUAACGAAGUUUUACCCUUAGUACUUCUUUCUAGUGAACUUUGUCCUAUUUUUACAAGCACCAUUACCCUAUCUGCUCAAUGUACGUACGGACUCAAUUCAUUUAUCUCAUUCAUGAAUUUCACUUCACAUUCGAAGUGAUUUAGUUCUUUUACCCUUCUAUGUGUUGGAAGUGGAGUUCACUUAUUUCUGAAGUUAAUUCAUUGUGACUUAUUCAGUAACUUCAUUUUUUGAGUUACGAUUUUAUUAAUCAAUUACACUUUACUUU